AUGCGGUUCCAGGAGCAGAAGUUCUCAGCUUCUGGGCAAGAGAUGGGUGGAUCCAUCCUUUUCAAGCAGAGGCUCGGGUUCUCGGGAACACCCUCCGAACUCAUGCCGCGGGAGCUGGGACAGUGUGAAUACGAGCCUGGGAGCGAGGGCGAGGUGGUGAGCACCUUGACCUCUCCGUCCAUCGUGUCCUUCAAGACCUUGGAUGCAGAUUGGACUGUGGAGGCACUGUUGGAUGCAGUGGCUGAAGCCGCAUGCCGUGGCGAGUGCCAAGCGCUCAUCGACACGGGCGCUCUGGUCACGGGGCUCACCAACAAGGAGGUUGCAGAACAUCUCCUCGGCCUAAAAAAGCGUUCCGAUGGCUCUAUGCCCGUGACGCUACCGGACUGGAUCGAAGGUGUCGUUUUCAUUGAGGAAGAUGGCGCAAAGCGCAUCCUGAAUCGGCAGUCGCGUGAGGUUGGCAAGCUUGCAGUCAGCGGAGUUCCCAUCUCGGCAAGAUUCUGCUUCUACGACCAGAUCCAUACCACAGGCAUGGACAUCCAGCAUCGGUUAGAUGCAGUUGCAGCCCUCACGCUGGGCUUGGGGCUCAGUGGAGGCGACUUCGCCCAGGGCGCAUACAGGAUGCGAGGCAUCGGCCGCGGCCAGAGCAUUUGUCUCUAUAUCAUCCCAGAGAUUGAGCAGCUUAUCUCGAGGGAUAUUGGCUUGGCCCAUCUGCCUCAGCUGCCAGGAUUUUCAACCCUUGGCAACCGGCACAAGGGUGUGCUGGAUGCAGUUGCCUGUUGGCUUCUUUGUCAGUCCAUGCGAACGGAGAAGGUGCAAUAUGCCAUGCUGCAGCUCCAGAACUUGGCCAACAUCUGGCGCAGGACGCUUUAG
Messenger RNA from Symbiodinium pilosum, 870 nucleotides. NCBI's taxonomy places the organism in Eukaryota, Dinophyceae, Suessiales, Symbiodiniaceae. The record is from the annotation of a GenBank genome assembly.